AUGUGCGCAAGGAAAGGCACAUGCGGUAUAGUUAAGGGGCCGACCUCCAUUAAGGGAUGGGUGAGGAAGUGGUUCUACGCUUCUGGGGAACGGCUUGCAAAGGACGAGUCAAGACGUUCCUUCUUUGACGUUCCCACUAGGUUUGGGAACCUAGUUUCAAUCCGACCAGUCCCCGAGCUUACGCAAGCCUCCUUCGACACGUUGAAAUAUUACAACGAGCAUUUUCCGAGGGGUAGGAAGGUCGGAACCUUGGUGACCGACAAGCUGCUGCUUGAGUCCGGGCUGCUAGAUUACAACCCUGCAGUUCGUCCCAUUGAAUCCUCAAGGCGGAACUCCGAAUUAGCCAUGGUUUGCGGGUUUGCGAGUAACGUGAAACGCAAGUCCAAGGGCCGAGCCCAUGCUCUUGAGGCCACCAAGAGCUUGAAACCUGCCACUUCUGCUGUGAUUCUCCAGAUACGUAACCUUUAUCCCAACUCCGAAGAUGUGUUUCGUAGAGAUGACAGCACAACUAUUCUUCAAGAGCAUAGUGAAACUAUGAGGUGUCCCCAAAAGCAUCGUGAGUGA
Molecule: messenger RNA, 564 nt
Organism: Momordica charantia (bitter melon)
Lineage: Eukaryota; Viridiplantae; Streptophyta; Magnoliopsida; Cucurbitales; Cucurbitaceae
Source: RefSeq, a predicted model, not a curated record